AUGGGAUCCCUUACAAGUAUCUAUGUCUUUGCUUGUGUCUUUACACUCACACUUUGGAAUAAUAUCCAUCCAACUGUGGAAAAUGAAUUCAUUGCAAACUAUUCAAGCCUUUUGCUAACUGAUGUUCCAAAAAACAUUCCACUCCGUACUCAUGUAUUAGAUUUAUCACAUAAUAGGAUCUCUGAGCUUAGUAUCUCUGAAUUUAUUUCUCUUUCUGACCUUCAAGUAUUAAAUCUGUCUCAUAAUCUAAUUACAGAGCUUGACUUUAAUGUCUUCAUUUUUAAUCAAGAUUUAGAAUACUUAGAUUUAUCUCAUAAUAACAUUUGGAAAGUUUAUUGUCAAAUGCUUGCAUGUCUUAGACAUUUAGAUCUUUCUUUCAAUAAUUUUACUGUCUUGCCCAUCUGUCAGGAAUUUGGGACCAUGUUUCAUUUGGAAUACCUAGGAUUAAGUGCCAUGAUGAUACGAAGGUCAGACUUCAGACACAUCACACAUUUACAGCUGAACACUCUCUUCCUUACCUUAGAAAACUUUUCUCUGUAUGAGCCUCAGAGUCUGACAGCCUUAAAUACAAAGAGCCUUCACAUUAUUUUUUCAGCAAACCAAAACUUCAAUUUUUCCCUCUUGUAUGAUGGGAUGAGCACUUCAGAAAACCUAAAAAUUGUUAACAUAAGAUAUACCUUGAGCUACAAAGAUUUCCCCUCUCCUUCUUUAAAACUUCUGAAGAAAAUCAAGACAACAGCUCUGAUGCUUGACACUGUGGACUUAGAAUGGCCUAUCAUUUUGCAAAUUUUCCUGCUUAUUUGGUAUUCACCCGUGGAGAAUCUGACUGUGAGAAAUUUGACUUUUCGGGGACCAAUAGGAGUGUUGACUGCAUACAAAUUUGUACCCUUCUUAAGCUCUCUGGAACAAGUAAUCUCUUUGGAUGUCUCCAUGAAAGCGCUAACUUUGGAGCAAGUUCGUAAUAAGGUUUAUUAUUUCAACCAGGAGAUUCUAUACAGAGAUUUUUCAGAGAUGAAUAUUGCCAAUUUGACAAUAUAUGAUGCAUACAUGCCACACAUGCUUUGUCCAGAGAGAGCAAGCUCAUUUCAAUAUUUAAAUUUUUCUCGCAAUGCCCUGACAGAUGAAUUGUUCCAGAAUUGUAGUACUCUGGCAGAUUUGAAAUUACUUAUUUUGAAGAGGAAUAAAUUUGAGAGCCUUUCCAAGGUGAGCUCCAUGACAAGGCAUAUGAAAUCACUGAGGUAUCUGGACAUGAGUAGCAACUUGCUGCGUAACGAUGGAGCCGAAGAGCACUGCCAAUGGACCGAGUCUCUGAUGGAGCUGGACCUGUCCUCAAAUCAGUUGACAGAGUCGGUGUUUGGGUGCUUGCCAGUCAAUGUCAACAAACUGGACCUACAAAACAACCAGAUCGCCAGCGUCCCCCAGGGGAUUGCUGAGCUGAAGUCCUUGAAAGAGCUGAACCUGGCGUCGAACAGGCUGGCUGACCUGCCGGGGUGCGGUGGCUUUUCGGCCCUGGAGUUCCUGAAUAUGGAGAUGAACUCGAUCCUCACCCCUUCUGCCGACUUCUUUGAGAGCUGCCAGAGGGUGCGGGAGCUGGAAGCCGGGCACAAUCCGUUCAAGUGCUCCUGUGAACUGCAGGCCUUCAUGCGUCUUGAGAGGCAGUCUGGGGGGAAGCUGUCCGGCUGGCCGGAGGCGUACGUGUGCGAGUACCCAGAGGACCUGAGGGGAACGCAGCUGAAGGACUUCCACUUGACUGAGCUCGCUUGCAACACGACCCUGUUGCUGGUGACAGCUCUGCUGCUGACGCUGGUGCUGGUGGGGGUGGUGGCCUUUCUGUGCAUCUACCUGGACGUGCCGUGGUACGUGCGCAUGCUGUGGCAGUGGACGCAGACGAAGCGCAGAGCUUGGCACGAGUGCCCCGAGCAGCGGGAAACCGUCCUGCAGUUCCACGCCUUCAUUUCCUACAGCGAGCGCGAUUCCGUGUGGGUGAAGAACGAGCUGAUCCCGAACCUGGAGAAGGGGGAGGGCAGCGUGCAGCUGUGCCAGCACGAGAGAAACUUUGUUCCCGGCAAGAGCAUUGUGGAGAAUAUCAUAAACUGCAUAGACAAGAGCUACAAGUCAAUCUUUGUGUUGUCUCCCAACUUUGUGCAGAGCGAGUGGUGUCACUACGAGCUGUACUUUGCCCAUCACAAGUUGUUUAGUGAGAACUGCAACAGCUUAAUCCUGAUUUUGCUGGAGCCGAUCCCUCAGUAUAUUAUCCCCGCGAGGUACCACAAGCUGAAGGCUCUCAUGGCAAAGAGAACGUACCUGGAGUGGCCGAAGGAGAGGAGCAAGCGUGCCCUUUUCUGGGCUAACCUGAGGGCAGCUAUUAAUAUUAACCUGCCAAAGUCAUUUGAAGCAAAUGAGGAGGAGAAUGAUGUUAUUUCUACUGGUAGUAUAACUCAGCCUCUGAUUAAGUGA
Cygnus atratus (black swan) is the source of this 2457-nucleotide messenger RNA. RefSeq names its product toll-like receptor 1. Gene Ontology annotation, molecular function: Toll-like receptor 2 binding; lipopeptide binding; transmembrane signaling receptor activity. The transcript has a single exon. Gene Ontology annotation, cellular component: membrane. Gene Ontology annotation, biological process: cellular response to bacterial lipopeptide; immune response; toll-like receptor signaling pathway. The coding region runs from base 1 to 2457 and encodes 818 amino acids. The record is from RefSeq and is a predicted model, not a curated record. Lineage: Eukaryota; Metazoa; Chordata; Aves; Anseriformes; Anatidae.